CCGCGGGAGCCGUCCGAGCUGCAGAAGCCCUCUGCUCAGGGGACGGGUAGGAUUACGCAGGCUACGCAAGGAGUAGCAGCUGCAGGUGAAUUACAGAAAGUGACUCUUACAGCAUCUUAGCUCUAUGAACUCUUGAGCUGUCAAGGGACUGAGAGGCUUAUGAAGAGGUUCUGUCAAGCAAAACAGCUCUUAGCAAAAACACCAAGGAGGAGGGAAAAGGAGAAAGAAAGAGAGAGCUGAAACAGUAACAAAUCAUGAGAUCUAUCCGAUCUUUUGCUAACGAUGACCGCCAUGUUAUGGUGAAACAUUCAACCAUUUACCCAUCUCCAGAAGAACUUGAAGCUGUCCAGAACAUGGUAUCAACAGUAGAAUGUGCCCUUAAGCAUGUGUCUGACUGGAUGGAUGAAAAGAACAAGUCUGUAAAAUGUGAGGGUGAUGUGGAAGCAAAGGAGGAAGCUGCAGAAAGCAAUGCCAAGGAUCAGAGUGGUCGGACCUUGUGUGGUGUUAUGAGAAUUGGCUUGGUUGCAAAGGGUUUGCUGAUAAAAGAUGAUAUGGAUUUGGAGCUGGUUCUCAUGUGCAAAGAAAAACCCACAAAGACCUUAUUAUGUAUAGUCAAAGACAAUCUCCCCGUUCAAAUUCAGAAACUUACAGAAGAGAAGUAUCUCGUGGAGGAGCAUGUAAAUGAGGCAGCUAUUAUUAUUCGUAACACAAAGGAGCCCAAGCUAACCUUGAAGGUGAUACUUACGUCCCCUCUCAUUCGAGAUGAAGCAGAGAAGAAGGAAGGAGUAGACAGUGUUGCGAUGAAAGAUCCUCCGGACUUAUUGGACAGGCAGAAAUGCCUGGAGGCCUUGGCGUCUCUGCGGCACGCCAAAUGGUUUCAGGCCAGGGCAAAUGGACUAAAAUCAUGUGUAAUUGUGCUUCGUAUUCUGCGGGAUUUGUGCAACAGAGUCCCCACAUGGGCACCACUGAAAGGAUGGCCACUCGAGCUUAUAUGUGAAAAAUCUAUAGGUACUUGUAAUAGACCUUUGGGCGCUGGGGAAGCAUUACGACGAGUGAUGGAGUGCUUGGCAUCUGGAAUUCUGCUUCCUGGAGGCCCUGGUCUGCAUGACCCCUGUGAACGGGAGCCAACAGAUGCUUUGUCUGAUAUGACAGUUCAGCAAAAAGAAGCCAUUACGCACAGUGCUCAGCAUGCCCUCAGAUUAUCAGCCUUUGGUCAGAUUUAUAAGGUUUUGGAAAUGGAUCCCCUCCCAUCAAAUAAGUCAUUUCAGAAAUACUCCUGGUCAGUAGCUGACAAAGAAGGUACAGGCUCAUCUGCUCUCAAGAGACCAUUUGAAGAUGGUGUUGGGGAUGAUAAAGAUCCAAAUAAAAAGAUGAAGCGUAAUCUGAGGAAAAUACUAGAUAGUAAAGCAAUAGAUCUCAUGAAUGCUCUGAUGAGGCUGAACCAAAUCAGGCCGGGGCUUCAGUAUAAGCUGCUGUCCCAGUCUGGUCCAGUCCAUGCCCCAGUCUUCACAAUGUCUGUAGAUGUUGAUGGUACAACAUAUGAAGCAUCAGGACCUUCUAAGAAAACAGCCAAGCUCCAUGUGGCAGUGAAGGUUUUACAAGCAAUGGGUUAUCCAACUGGUUUUGAUGCAGAUGUUGAGUGUGUGAGUUCUGAUGAAAAAUCAGAUAAUGAAGGUAAAAAUGAAACAGUGUCUUCAAUCUCAAGCAAUAAUACUGGAAAUUCUACAGCUGACACCUCUGCUACCCUAGAGGUAAGAACUCAGGGUCCUAUACUGACAGCAAGUGGCAAAAAUCCAGUGAUGGAGCUCAAUGAAAAAAGAAGAGGUCUGAAGUAUGAGCUCAUCUCUGAAACAGGUGGAAGCCAUGACAAGCGCUUUGUGAUGGAGGUAGAAGUAGAUGGCCAGAAAUUCAGAGGUGCAGGCCCAAAUAAGAAAGUAGCAAAAGCAAGUGCUGCAUUAGCAGCACUUGAGAAACUGUUUUCUGGACCUAAUGCAGCAAACAACAAGAAAAAGAAAAUUCUUCCUCAGCAGACUAAAGGAGUUGUCAAUACAGCUGUUUCUGCAGCAGUCCAGGCUGUGCGAGGUAGAGGACGAGGUGCUUUAACAAGAGGUGCAUUUGUUGGGGCAGCUGCUGCUACUGGAUACAUAACACCAGGCUAUGGAGCGCCGUAUGGGUACAGUACAGCUGCACCAGCUUACGCCAUAUGCACUUGUAUAAAAUAAGCAGAAAUUUAAUGACUGUAAGCUGAGAUCGUGAUAUAAAAGUUCAUGUGGCUAAAUGAAACAUUCAGGCCAAAUACUUACCUUGACGCUUAAGAGGAGCUGAAUGAUCCAAAGUGGUAAGUGAAGAUGUGCAGCUCAAAAGCAAAUUUCUUAUUUUGUAUGUUGUUUUGUUAUGGAUUUGGUGCCUUAACUCUUUAUACUCUAAUGUUAAAUAUACUGUACAACAGGUAGUUUAGUGGUUAAGGGUACUUUAAUGAUGUUACUGACCUAGCCUACAGGAACUGUAGCAACAACUGAGGUUUCAGUGGGAGAGUUCUCUCACAUGUUUAAUUAAUAAUCUACUGAUAAAUUGGAGCUGAAGAAUUUAAAGAGCAUAUAAAAAUUUUAACCGUAGAUUGAGACAGAAGGUAUCAAAUUUCCAACUUGAAAGUUUUGUGGCAGUAAGAUAAAGGUACAGUCUCUUCUGCACUGUGUAAACAAAAAUGAAAAUGUAAUUCAGCUGCCCAGCACUGCAUGUUUCUCAAAAAUCUCUAGACUCUUAUCUCUACAAUGACAAAUCACACUAAUUCUAAAGGACGUUAAUUGAAUGUAGUCAUCCACUGGAACAGGAGAGCUAGGAUGAGUUAGAGUUGCAAUAAAUUAAAAUUUAAAUCCAAAAUAGCAUAUGGGCUUAUGCCUAGUUCCUGCCUCUUACCUGAAUUCUAGAGGUUCCAAAGUGGCCAUAAGCCACUUUGCAGUUUACAAGGUGCAGUGCAGCUUCUACUUGAACACUUUUGCUUGCUGAACACACCUGGUCCUGAUAGAAUGCACUGAGAGAGAGAGAGAAAAGGAAAAAUGAAGGUAGAAUGUUCCAGUUUGAGGAAAUUAAGUAUAACAGACAACAAGUUGGUGGGAAAGAUGAACCGCCUUUUCCAAAGCCAUAAAUACCAGUCUACAGUAAAAAAAGGAGGUUUGUCUACUAUGGUAAAUCAGCAGCCUUAGUAAACUAAGAGCAAUGCGAGGUGGUAUUGAUUUUUUUUCCUAUAGUUUGCAAGAAAUUAGGGAAGAGGCUUACGCUAUCCAUAUCACAAGCUAUAAGCUGCUGCAGUAGAUUAUAUUUUUUUUCCCAUUUCUGUAAAUAAGCAGGUAAUGAAAAGAGGAGGUGGAGAAACAGGAGAAAUCCAGUGAACAAAUUCUAUUUGCCAAUGCAACCCUAUCCAGAUGGGGAGACUGUUCCAUGCAGCGUAGUAUACUAGUAUGGGAAUCCUAGCAACUCAUUUGUACAAUAUUCUAGACAAUUUGCUCUUGCACAGAACAGAAUGGUAACAAGGGAAAGCAGAUACUGCUUCCAGAACUACAUGUUGUAAAGUACAAAUUUCAGAUCACUAAUACUGGUAUAACUAUGACAAAGUAGGUUCAUCUUACCAUGAAAGCUGUUUUGAAACUUCAUCCACUUACAUUAAGCUAACAGCGAGUUUAAUUGUAACACUAAUCUGAAAGGGAGUAGAGCAGAAGGUAAGUUUUAGCUUUGUACUUCAAAGCUGCUGUGAAUAAGUUGGUUAAUAGUGUUCCAUAGAAAUAACUAGACAUUCCUAUUUAUUUGUGCUCGUUUCUAUGUUCUUAGAAAAGCACAAGCUUCUGUAAGCAUAACCAUCACAAAGCUACUCAGGGUACUUUGUCAUCUCAGCAGUGGACACUAACUGCAUCUAAGUCAGCAGGCACAAAUAGGUCAAGCUUAAUUAAGAGGAACAGAACAUCUUGGCAGGUUUGCUUUACUACUGGUACUGUUAUAAUUUAAUGAUCUAUGCAUAUGGAAAUGUGUGUAUUCCUGCGCUUCUACUGUAACUUACAGUUCUGUAAGAGCAUACUGCAAACUAAACAAGUAAAACAAGACAUAGAGUAUUAUUCUUUCAUUAUUCCCACAAAGGGCUGUUUGUAAGCAGUUGCAGAGUGAUAAUGCUCAAAGCAGAAUAGCUGUGGGCUGAAGAACAUUAUUCAGAGCAGUACAGCUUUCAGAAAUUUAGUGAUAUGAAUUAUGAAACUUCUAAUUCACUGUAUAGAUCAUUUCUUGUGUUUUCAAACUAGCAUUGCUAGUUCCCUGCUCAAAGUAAUGGGAAAAAGUGUAGUUCUCCAACAACACAUUAUUACAUGGAAAUGUACUGGAACAAAACUGAGGUUAUACUGCUGAGAGCAUGUUCUACUAUACAGAGCCAUUCUCUGGGCAAUGCUGCAUAAUUUAAGAGUGGGUAAAUAUGCCUUCAGGGUCAACAGAACACAGAACAGAUGUUUAAAAAAAUAACAACCCAGAAGAAGCCGUGAAGUUUUGUCCGCUCAUGCAUUUAUUCUUCCCUGAAAAAAGGUACAGGUACAUUCAGAUGUGUUAGUGAGUUAUAGAUCAGAUAUCACAAAAGCCUUUAAGGACAAAUGCUUUAAAGGCAGUCUCCUUUGGACAGAAAAUAAAGGAAGUUGUCUCUGUCUUCCAAUUCCAAAGUACAGCGUCUUAUUUCUGAUCCUAACCCUAAAUCAAUAUUUAUUGAUCAAACUGACUAAGCUUUUUAGGUUGAUGAGCUCUCUACAAAGCAAUUCUGUUCUCCUCUUGAGCCUCUGCAGGGGCCAACGACUGGUGCUUAACUACUACUUCUACUGCAGAAUGUCACCUGUCCUCCAGCUGUCUCAGAACCUUCUGUGACACUUGCACUUCUAAGAGAGCAACACUGCUAUGGGAGUAAUUCUCAAAAGUGCUAAAUACAGUGGAGCAAAUCUCCGUGGGCUGUACACUUUCUGAAGUCCUGCCCAGGUCUCAGUGGCAAAGUUGAGCAUGAAACCUGUACUGCCAAAAAUAUGUGCCCCUUAACAAGAAGGAUAUCUAUGGGAAGGUGACUUUGAGGAAAGGCUGCCGUCUUCCACAUUCAACUUACAAACUUUAAAAAAAAUAAAAAUAAAAAUAAUAAUAAGAAAAAAAGGUUGAGCUUCCACCAAAAAUUACCGCCACUCUAAUAAAUUCAAACAAUUGCUGUUAAUUCGGGCUAAAAUUUCUCCCCUGUGUAGCCCAAACUACCAUCACCAACAUCUGAAGAAUUUUUAAACAGUCAUCUGAGGGCAGAUCUCUGCUAAGAGAGUGCAUACUGCAAGGAAGACAGGUGAUCUGGCAAUGCAGUAUGAUGUACUUUUCUACUGACAAUUACUCCAGGACCAGGAAAAGACUGAGGCAGGGCUUUGGAGCAGUGUUUCAUGCUCAGCAAGCUUGCAGAGGGAAGGAAUGCAAUUCUAUAAAUCACUUGUACUGUAUUUCUGUUUCUAGACUUGAAUGAAUUUCACUUUUCCUUUGUGGGUCAGCAUAAUAAACAUUAAAGCAAAGGUCUAUUUUUAUAAAUCUCUUUCACCAGUUGAGAGGGCUGACCUGCAGCCACCAGAUGGACUUAUUUAUCCAUAGAGGACAGAAUGUUUAUUUUUACACUAAAUUACUUACAGCAUUGAAUAAAACAAAAUAAGGCCUUUGAACUAUCUAAAUAGUAUCACCAAAUUGCAGAAGUAUGUACGUAUGGUGGACAGUUCCAUCUUUCUUCCCAGUAAGUCUCUCAAAAGAAGUUACUCAGAAAUAAACUUCCGAAUGAAGUACAAGAGAUCCCUGUGAUCUAACAACAGGUAAUUUACGAACCAGGAGAAAACUCAAUAAAGUGAGCUAGAUCUACUCACUAGCUAAAAAAACCUGCAAAUGUAAAGUAAAUGGAAUGCUCUUGGGAUAUUGAGUUGCUUCCUCACGUGAUGCUGUACCCGGUACAUUUGGCUUCAUUUGACUUCUGUGUUGUGGUUUAUAUGCCAGCCACUGUUAUAAACUGUACACAACACCUAUAUUUGCACUGUAAUCUUAAUUCAUUCGCCACUGAUUGUAACCCAAUGCUACAGACUUCUCUGUAUAUAAAACCAUAGCCAUGUCCCACUUGCUUUCAAUAGCAUACAAUAAAGGCUUAUAUCUCUGUAAACAAAAA
Meleagris gallopavo (turkey) is the source of this 6190-nucleotide messenger RNA. NCBI's taxonomy places the organism in Eukaryota, Metazoa, Chordata, Aves, Galliformes, Phasianidae. The record is from RefSeq and is a predicted model, not a curated record.